Molecule: messenger RNA, 675 nt
Organism: Pichia membranifaciens NRRL Y-2026
Lineage: Eukaryota; Fungi; Ascomycota; Pichiomycetes; Pichiales; Pichiaceae
Exons: 1
Coding region: 1-675 (224 amino acids)
Source: RefSeq, a predicted model, not a curated record
AUGGCGACUAUCAACCCGGACGACUUGGACACGACCAAUCUUAACGCACAGUCAAAUGCAGAACAUAUACAGGGGAUUUACGACGACAUACAGAAAAUACACGAGGAGAGCUUCAAUUCUAGACUCGGAUUGCCAGCGGUGGCAAGAGUAACUCUCUUCACACUCGGUGGCGCUAUAGUGGGCGGUCUGGGUGGGAUGUUGGGUGGAUGGACCGAUGCGUCAUUGAAAUAUCUUGCUGCCAACUCCCACCGACUACCCACCUCAUACAACGGCUGGUUCUUCUACCACAAGCGUAAGACAUACUACUGCACGAAGAAUGCGAUGGGCCAGGCGUUCCGGACGGGGGCCAAAGUCGGGGGGUUUGUUGGCAUCAUGUUUUCGCUUGAGGCGAUGCUCGACUACGUCCGUGGGCAGGCGGAUUUCGCCAAUACCAUGGUGGCCACCUGCUUGCCCGGCUUCACAUAUGCCUGGUUCGGGAAGAUGUCCAAGGUGCAGGCAAGAGAGCUUAUCCACAAAGGAGGGAAGAUCGGACUGCUGUUGGGGCUUUCGCAAGACGCAUUGCAGUACAUCAGAGGGAUCGACGUGUGGUACUUGAACCAGUGGUUCGGCAUCAAGCCGAUGAAGUUGAGCGAGAGGUUGAGACAGUAUGCUGGAGAAAAGGGGAGCGUGCUUUGA